GCGCACUUUCCGAGAUUCAGAGGGAACACCGCAAACAUGCGGUCCAUAUGGCUACCCUAAGAGCGCAUGUGCGAAAGAUGGCAGAUGCCCGAAAGGAUAAGAUGGGACCCCAGUGGUCCCAAUGGGUCACUCGGGCCGUUCACAAACUGGCAGACGAUGGUAUCCUGGACACACACGACGCUCAGGGGAACGUCGCCUUCACUCCAGAUGCCAAGAAGACCAUCACCGCUAUCCGUCGCGAUUCUCUCGGGCCGGGCGUCGUUCCUUCGGCCAAUCUUGAGCAGAAGAUCUGGAAGGACGUUACCCGAAGAUUCUCUACCGUUGGUGUCAAGCGUCCGAGGCGAAUGUCGGGCGCUGCUGGUCACGCAGAUGAGGAUGGCGGGGAAGGGAGGCCACGGAAGAGACGCGCCCGCAAGUCUUUGUCGAGUUUCACAAAGGCUGAGCUUGAGGCCGAACUCCGAGCAGCACUUCAGCAGCUUGAGGAAAGCGAAGAAGCUGACUCUGCAGAGCAGGAAGACGUUGUCGCUCUCCGCGAAGAGCUGAAACUGCGAGAGCAAGAAGUCGAUGAACUGCGUGAUGAAGUCGCGCGUCUCAAGACGCAGAGUGAGCACGAUGCAAGAAGAGUCACAAUCGGCACGUCAAUGCGUCUAGUCACUCCACCACCCACUGAACGACUAGCACCGUCUUCAGCGGGUUCUGGUCGCCCAGCUACCACUUAUCGUGUCGGCGCCCCCAUGCAUGGCGUCACUCGUACGCUAUCAGGCUCCUUGAUUUCCAACCUCACCCGGCGGCCGACUCCUGAGCCGAGUGAACCUGGCUCCCAAUAUGCCGAGAUCGAGGGAUUGGUCUUCGACGAUGUCCAAGAUGACGAUGACUUUUCUUCGCUCAGCAGCGUCCAUGGACACGACGAUGCUGUCUCCGAUUUCACACCACGUAAAGUCGGAUUGGAGACAAGCCAAUCAACCUCCAACCUCAUGGCGCAUGACAUGGAAAGCGCGACAAAGCACCACGAGACAGACGCGCAUAUCGAAGAGAUCGCAGCGUUGAAGAAAGAGCUGCAGGCACACGUCAUGCAACUCUCGCAAGUCCGCGGUGAACACCAGCGGCUUCUCGAGGAACGCGAUUCACUACGCAGUUCCGCUGCCUCCCGAGAACUCCAGCUCGCGGAUCUCACCGCUCAGCUUCAAUCGCGAACUGCCACCCUCCAGGACACCCAGUCGCUUCUUGUGAAACUGGAGGCAACUCUCCAGACCGAGAGGACGGAGGGUAUCGAUGUCCGAUCUGCUCUUCAAAUCUCGCAAGCAGCACUAGAAGCUGAACGAGAACGAACUCGCUCCCUCGAGACGAGGCAUUCAUCAGUUCAAGAGGAACUUUCUUCUGCGCAGUCUGCGUUGAAGACACUUCAGCAGACCAUGGAGACGUUCGAAUCUUCGCACGAUCAGACUAGGUCAGAGCUCCAGCAGACGAAGACGCUCCUGGCUUCUGCUCAACGGGAGCUUGCUGAGGCCUUGCGAGCAAUUGAGGCUGGUGUCGUCUCACAGCAGACACUGACUGAUCAUGCCAGGGGUCUUGAGCUGUAUCUCAAGCAGUACUUGGCGCAGACGUCUGCACUCGUCGCCGAUAAGGAGAACUUGGAGCGGACUGCGGAGGCUUUGCGCGACACCGUGGACCAGCUGCGCACGGAUCUCACACGAGCUGAAGACGAUGUUGCGUCCACUACCACACGGCUCAAGCAAUCUCAGGACGUCAUCGACGAGCUCCGCGCGUCGCGGGAGCAGGCCCAGCUGGACGCAGCUGCUUCUACGCGAGAGGCCACCUCAUUGAAGGUUACCGUUUCGGAGCUCGAGUCCAGUCUUGGCAGUCUACGUUUCCAGCUAGAGGAUUCGUUGGCCGAAACGGCUCGCUUGCGUGGACAAUUAGAAGCAGAGCAGAGCUCCCGUCGGACGGUCGAAUCUGUGCUCUCCGCAACCAAGGCCAGUCAUGACAAACUCGUCUCUGAGAUGGCCGAGAAGGCUCUGCGUAUGACUUCCGUCGAAGAAGAACUCAAUCAGACGCGACGUGCCUUGGAUGACACUCGCUGCCAGGUGGAGGUGUUGAAGAAAGAGCAUGAGAGGGAUGCCGCCGCUCACGCUGAAGCUUUGGAGGCUGCACGCGUCAAAGCUGCGGACUUCCGAAUCCAACUCGACGGGCUUCGGUCUCAAAUCACUAGCCUCUCAGGCGAGUUGCGAUCGGUCUCCUCGGCGAAGGACAGCCUGUCGACUAGGCUGGAGGAGGAGGUUGCGCGCUCCGCUCAGCUUCAGGAGGACCUUGCCAUCGCCCGCGACGACGUCCAGGAUGCAGAGGAAGAGAUCUUGGAGUUGAGAGAGGCCAAAGCUGCUGAUGAAGCAAGCAUCCAGAGCCUGAAAGCUGGACUAGCGCGCCUUCGUCAGUUGCAGAUGGAUGCGUUAGACGAAGUUGACAAUAAGAUGGUUUCCGCCCACAGUGCGCCCAUCCCGGGACAUCGCCGUCGGAGUAGUAUAGCGUCUCGGCAGAGUAUAGGCCAGCGAGCGUAGGUUGUACAAUGUCAUGAUUAGGAACGAUUGACAAUUAC
Messenger RNA from Dichomitus squalens LYAD-421 SS1, 2590 nucleotides. RefSeq lists its product as uncharacterized. The coding region runs from base 48 to 2552 and encodes 834 amino acids. The record is from RefSeq and is a predicted model, not a curated record. NCBI's taxonomy places the organism in Eukaryota, Fungi, Basidiomycota, Agaricomycetes, Polyporales, Polyporaceae. The transcript has 8 exons.